Molecule: messenger RNA, 735 nt
Organism: Entrophospora sp. SA101
Lineage: Eukaryota; Fungi; Glomeromycota; Glomeromycetes; Entrophosporales; Entrophosporaceae
Source: the annotation of a GenBank genome assembly
AUGAUUUAUGCAACAUAUGGCGAAGAAGCAUUAUUAGAGUGUACUUAUUGCAAAGAACCAACAGACUAUUUGUAUUAUAUAUUUCCUACAAUUGGCUGGUCGUAUGUGGUAGUGGUAUUUGUAUUAGGCUUAGUAACUAUGUUGAAGCGAAAAUCACACUGGAGGGUUUAUGGAGUUAUAUUUCUUGUAGGAUGUGGUGUAGUUGAAUUUUAUACAUUCAGCCAAGCUGAUGUUAAACAAAAUGGAAACACAGAAUUUUUAUAUUGUACAAUGGACUUAUACCGACGUUUAGCUUUUUCAUCUUUAUUUUUAGCAAUCAUAUUAAUUGAUAAAACAAACGAAAGAUCAACUAAUGAAAUUUUGAAAGAUGUAGCUAAAAGACAAGAAGCUAUAAUCUAUCGAGCAAAAGCGGUGAACCUGCAAAGAAUUGCAGUACUUAGAGAUUCAAACUUACGAAAGAUUUUUGUGGAUCAUUUUAAAAGAUUAGAAACAAAAGAUAAUAUGUUGUCAAUGGAUCCUGUAUAUAGAAAUGCAAGAGCAAGGGCUAUUUCAAGAUUUAAUCUAGAAAGAUUAAUGAAUGAGGCUGAUAAUUAUAUUGAUAAGAUAUAUAGGUUGAAUAGUAGUGGAUCAGAUUUGGAUUUAUCUUGCCGAAAGACGGUUGAAUCACCGACCUUCAGUUUACAAGGACUGGCUCUACCUUUAAGCUACGUUGACCUUUUAACGGGUAUUUUGUAA